Messenger RNA from Penicillium cataractarum, 918 nucleotides. RefSeq names its product isocitrate lyase/PEP mutase family protein. The record is from RefSeq and is a predicted model, not a curated record. The transcript has 2 exons. Gene Ontology annotation, molecular function: catalytic activity. Lineage: Eukaryota; Fungi; Ascomycota; Eurotiomycetes; Eurotiales; Aspergillaceae. The coding region runs from base 1 to 918 and encodes 305 amino acids.
AUGUCUUUGAGCUCAGGUGCAACCAAUCUGCGCAAGACCCUCGCAGACCCCAAUGGCUUCGUGUGUGCCCCGGGUGUAUACGAUGGUCUAUCUGCGCGAAUGGCCCUCGCAGCUGGCUUUGACGCCCUAUACAUGACCGGCGCAGGAACCGCCGCCUCAGUCCACGGCCAAGCAGACCUAGGCAUCUGCACACUCAACGAUAUGCGCGCCAACGCCGAAAUGAUCGCCAACCUCUCCCCCAGCACCCCACUCAUCGCCGACGCAGACACCGGCUACGGCGGACCGAUCAUGGUCUCCCGCACGACGGAGCAAUACGCCCGCUCCGGCGUCGCAGCCUUCCACAUCGAAGACCAAGUCCAAACGAAACGAUGCGGCCAUCUGGGUGGUAAACAACUCGUCGACACGACGACCUACACAACACGGAUCCGCGCCGCGGUGCAAGCACGACACCGACUCGGCAGCGACAUCGUGAUAAUCGCCCGCACAGACGCGCUCCAAUCCUUCGGAUACGACGAGAGUCUAACUCGACUCCGCGCUGCGCGGGACGCAGGCGCAGACGUGGGCUUCCUCGAGGGGAUUUCCUCGCGGGAGAUGGCUGCGCAGGCGGUGCGUGAUCUUGCGCCGUGGCCGUUGGUGUUGAAUAUGGUUGAGCAUGGGUCUACGCCGGCGAUUUCGGCGCAGGAGGCCAAAGAGAUUGGAUUCAAGAUGAUUAUCUUUCCGUUUGCGACGAUUGGGCCGGCGUUGACGGCUAUGCGGGAGGGGUUGGAGAAGUUGAAGAGGUUGGGGUUGCCUGGGCUGGAUGAGGAGUUGACGCCGCAGAUGUUGUUUAGGGUUUGUGGGUUGGAUGAGAGUGUGAGGUUGGAUGCGGAGGCUGGGGGUGCGGCGUUUGAGGGGGGUGUGGAUUUGGAGAAGAAGUGA